Messenger RNA from Drosophila ficusphila, 2840 nucleotides. It is a transcript of the gene moody, whose product is annotated as G-protein coupled receptor moody. The record is from RefSeq and is a predicted model, not a curated record. Gene Ontology annotation, molecular function: G protein-coupled receptor activity. Lineage: Eukaryota; Metazoa; Arthropoda; Insecta; Diptera; Drosophilidae. Gene Ontology annotation, cellular component: membrane. Gene Ontology annotation, biological process: G protein-coupled receptor signaling pathway.
CGCUGCCAGUUGGCAAUUGUCGGCGGUGGCGAUCGGUGUUCAGUGUCCAGUGUCCAGUGUCCAGCAAUCGGGGAUCGGUCAGUGCCAAGCGCGAUCAUCGUCAACAGGAUCCAGAGCAGGUUGACCGUAAAAAGCAGAAGUUUUCAGAGAAGAAUGAGUGCCGAGACGACCAUUGGCCUGGAUGGCUUUCCCCCCCUGGAGCCGCUGACGACCAUUUCUCCGCCGGCGGACGAGAGCGGCUUCUCGCAAUCGCUGUUGACCCUCGCCGCGGUCCUGACCUUCCUCAUCAUGGUCGUCGGCAUCUGCGGCAACCUGCUGACCGUGGUGGCACUGCUGAAGUGCCCUAAGGUGCGCAACGUGGCCGCCGCCUUCAUCAUCAGCCUGUGCAUCGCCGACCUGCUCUUCUGCGCCCUGGUGCUGCCCUUCCAGGGGCUGCGCUUCAUCCAGGGCACGUGGCGGCACGGCCAGGUGCUCUGCCGGCUGAUCCCCUUCAUCCAGUACGGGAACAUCGGGGUCUCGCUGCUGUGCAUCGCCAUGAUCACCAUCAACCGCUACGUGAUGAUCACCCACCACGGGCUGUACGCGCGGAUCUACAAGCGCCACUGGAUCGCGGCCAUGAUCGCCGCCUGCUGGCUCUUCUCCUACGGGAUGCAGCUGCCCACGCUGCUGGGCGAGUGGGGCCGCUUCGGGUACGACCCCCGCCUCCAGACCUGCUCCAUCAUGACCGACGAGCACGGGCACAGCAGCAAGACCACGCUCUUCAUCACGGCCUUCGUCAUCCCCUGCCUGGUGAUCAUCGCCUGCUACGCCAAGAUCUUCUGGGUGGUGCACAAGUCGGAGCAGCGGCUCAAGCGGCACGCCACCAAGCAGAACUCGAUCCCCAACAACCUGCGCCCGCUGGCCAGCUCCGAGUCCGCAGCAGGAGCGGGAGCACUCUCCUCGGGUGUGGAGUGCCCGCCGAGCGUGGGCAACAGGGUCUCCUCGGACAGCAGCAGCAGCUUCUCCGUGGACACCCCGGAGUCGGCGCCGGGGGGCAAGCAGCAGCCCUCGAGGGUGAAGGACCAGAGGGAGGUGCGCGCGAAGCGGAACGAGUGGCGCAUCACCAAGAUGGUGCUGGCCAUCUUCCUGUCCUUCGUGGUCUGCUACCUGCCCAUCACGAUCGUCAAGGUGGCGGACAAGAACGUGGAGCACCCCAGCCUGCACAUCUGCAGCUACAUCCUGCUCUACCUCUCGGCCUGCAUCAACCCGAUCAUCUACGUGAUCAUGAACAAGCAGUACCGCAAGGCCUACAAGACGGUCGUCUUCUGCCAGCCCGCCCGCCUCCUCCUGCCCUUCGGGAAGGCGAACGGGGCCAGCAGCGCCGCAGAGAAAUGGAAAGAUACCGGGUUGAGCCACAACCACAGCCGCACCGUCGUCUCCCAGAUGUCGGGGGGAUCGGGAUCGGGAUUGGGAACGCCAACUCCAAUGGCGCAAGCGGGAACGGGAACGGUGACCCAGGGCACAGUGGCAAACCAGCAGUCGCAGCAGGGCCUGGAGCUGAUGUCGCGGGCACCCGACCUCAUACUCAAGAUGAAUCUCCCGCUGCCGAGUGCUACGCCCCCGCCCCCAGUCGCCAUGGCGACGGCCAACGGGAGCAGCAGCAGCAGCAGCAGCAACCUGCGACUGCCCCUCAAGAAGAACAAUCACUCCUACACCAACAGCGGCUUCAACAGCAGCAGCAGCAGUCCCAGUCCAAGCGGGAUGGGGAUGGGAUUGGGACUGGGACUGGGACUGGGGAUCAGCAGCAGCAGCAGCAGCAGCUCCAUUUACCGGCCAGGAGUUGGCUCGCUGGGGAGCGGCUCCUCCUCGAUCCGGCGCAUAACGAUGGUGGGCGACGACAUCAUUCUGGAGGAGGAGGAGCUGCCGCCGACGCCGCCGGCCACGUCGGCGCCCUCCACGCCGGCUCCCCCGCCCCCCUCAGCCCCAAUGCAUCCUCUCUCUACGGCCGCAGCAUCAGCCACAUCAGCCAGAGCAGCAACAACGGGAGGAUCGGCGACUCCGCACAUCUACAUGAACGUGGACAGCCCGAAGAGAAGCCAAUCCUUCGCGGAUCGUAACUCGGUCGCCGCUGCGCCGGAGGGCAACUCCUCACCGGCAAACUCAUCGGCAGCCGCCUCCGUUUCCGGCUCCAAGCUGACGGCCAAGAUGAAGUUCCCAAAAGACUAACGAAUGCUUUAAUUCCAAAAAUCGUUUCCGUUUCCGAAGAAACAGCAAACAUGCAUGGCAUUGUGGAUCGGUAAACAGAAUGUAGAAGGUGUUGCAGUUCGAUGCGAUGCCACGCCCCCUAUCGUAAGCAGCUCCCCGUAGAUAUCGUUGUUUAAGUCAAAGUACAUGCCAAAUAGCGAGGAAGAGGGUCCAACCAGUGCCAUAGGUGUCCCCUAGACUCUGCCCAUUCAAAGAAGAUUGGUUUUGUCAUCUGAAGUUGUACAGGAACACAACUUUGGCUCUACACUGAGCAUGCAUGUAACCUUUCGAAGCAUCAUUUCACCCGACAUUACCUAGUGCUAGUUGUAGAUUGUAGAUAAUUAUGGUCGCCCACGCUUAGUAUUAACCCCGUGCACUAUCCACUCGAUCCACUAUAGAGUGGAUCCCUAUCCCUAUCCACCCGAAGCAAACUUCUACUGCAAACGAGCAUUGGCUUUUCCGCACUGCUCCCAACACAAACAUUCCACUCCAACGAAGGCCUCUGUAAAUGAACCUGUUGUUAGUCCACCCCAAGCACUCCAUUCGAAAGACGACAGAGCAAUCGAAUAUGAAUAUAGACACAUAUGUUUACACAAAUAAACAACACUUCUAAUUUA